AUGGCUACACCAGCGACGCUGGCGUCGCCGCCACCCAUGUAUAUCCCGAUGACGACUAGCGCAAGAGACUCGCUCAUAGCUAUCUGCUUUCUAUGGGCAGUUUUUGCAGCGGUAGUGUUUGCUCGACUCUGGGGCAGAUAUCGUGGAAUUGGCGUUGGCGGAGAUGAUAUCUUGGCUUUGGCUGCUUGCCUUCUAUCAGGCAGUACAAUAGGCAUGAAUGCAGCAGUUUUUACGUCUGGUGUCGGAUACAACUUCGACCCUGACUCUGACGUGUAUCCAAAAUUGCUCAAUAACAUGCAGUUUAUCUUGAAGACGACUUUUGCUUUCACGCUUAUCUACCUAUGGGCACUGGCGUCCUUGAAGCUCAGUCAGCUCUGGUUCUAUCAUAGAGCCUUUUCUGUUCAACUCAAGUGGUGGAUCUUCUUUAUUGGCAGCAUUGUCAUUGCAUGGGCUUUGGUCUUCACCUUUGUCUUCAUCUUCCUCUGUGAUCCGAUUUCCCAACAAUGGACAGUACAGCGAAUCGGUCACUGCAUGGACCAGAUCCUGGUACUCAAGUGCAUUAUCAUGACAAACGUUGUCACCGACCUGUUCAUUGUGAUUCUACCUAUCUGGACUGUCUGGCAAUUACAAAUGCGGAAAACCGAAAAGCUUGCUGUCAUUGCCUGCUUUGCUCUCGGCUUAGCAUGCUGUGUGAUUGGCAUCGUUCGAUUCUGGCAGAUCUACGUCAUCGAUCUUAUUGGCAAUUUGACUGGCACUUCCUUGACUACAUUCAUGCUCUGCACGGUUGAGCUCAUGCUUGCCGGUCUUUGCAUCAAUAUUCCUAUGCUUCGCCCCUUCUACCUCAGGUGGAGAGCCAAGUACAAGUCCUCCUCGCUCGAAAACUCCAAUAGCCAAAGCGCAUUCAACAGGGGAUCGCGGAGUGGGCAGAUCAAGGUGCAACCCAAGCCUGGUCAGUCCACAGCAUGGAUAGAACUGAAUGACAAGGAGCACGAGACGGGCAGCAAUGACGAUGGCGAUUCCCAACGAAAACUGACCAGAGAGCAAACCAGUACUGCGAUACACGUACAUACCAACUGGAAGAUUACACGGGAAUGA
Molecule: messenger RNA, 1095 nt
Organism: Colletotrichum costaricense
Lineage: Eukaryota; Fungi; Ascomycota; Sordariomycetes; Glomerellales; Glomerellaceae
Exons: 7
Coding region: 1-1095 (364 amino acids)
Source: RefSeq, a predicted model, not a curated record